CCUGCCUAUGUCGUGGUGCCCCGGACAGCCCCGCAGUGUAAACAAGCUGCCAUCCGCAGCUACGGUGCCACGCUGGUGCCCUGCGAGCCCAGUGACAAGUCCAGAGCCGAGACAGCAUCUCGCGUAGUCCAGGAGACGGGAGGAGUCAUGGUGCACCCCAACCAGGAGCCGGCCGUGAUGGCGGGACAAGGCACAAUCGCCCUGGAGGUGCUGGAGCAGGCACCCGAGGUAAACGCGGUGGUGGUUCCUGUCGGAGGAGGAGGAAUGAUUGCGGGAAUAGCAGUUGCCAUCAAGGCUUUGAGGCCAGAUGUGAAAGUGUUCGCUGCAGAGCCACGCAACGCCGACGACUGUUACCAGUCCAAGAGAAGAGGGGAACUGACCCCCAACCCUCACCCGCCAGAUACCAUCGCAGAUGCAGUUAAAACCAGCAUCGGACCAAACACAUGGCCCAUCAUCAGGGAUUUGGUCGAUGACGUCCUGACAGUCUCAGAGGAAGAAAUCAAGCAAGCCACGCGGCUGGUGUGGGAAAGGAUGAAGCUGCUGAUUGAGCCAACAGCGGGUGUGGGAGUGGCGGCCGUGCUCUCGGAGCAGUUCCGAGCAGUCCCUCGGGAUGUGGAGAACGUUUGCAUCGUGCUGUGCGGGGGAAACGUGGACCUGAGCUCCCUGACCUGGCUCACAGACCUCCCUGGGAAAGUGGAGUGA
This is a messenger RNA of Pterocles gutturalis (yellow-throated sandgrouse), 702 nucleotides long. RefSeq names its product serine racemase (gene SRR). The annotation marks the transcript as partial. The transcript has 5 exons. Lineage: Eukaryota; Metazoa; Chordata; Aves; Pterocliformes; Pteroclidae. Gene Ontology annotation, molecular function: pyridoxal phosphate binding; threonine racemase activity; L-serine ammonia-lyase activity. The record is from RefSeq and is a predicted model, not a curated record. Gene Ontology annotation, biological process: D-serine biosynthetic process; L-serine metabolic process; pyruvate biosynthetic process.